AUGGAAGAAGGAAGCUCUGAAUCUUCGCUGGAUGAAGGGGAGGUCCAUGCCGCCACCCGCAUUCGUUCGAUAUCGGUGCAAACAGACGACGGUGCCCGGACACACACAGUGAUCUUGGAGGAGUACGAAGAGCUACACAAUGACGAUCGCAUGUUCGAGGCUCGACAUUUCGUUUUGGGAAAAGUGGCAGCCAAGCUUGCACAUUGGCGCCUUGAGGGCCACUGGACAAUGCAAUGCGCCUCUUUGUUCGCCGGUGGCUUCCUCACACAUUUAUAUGCUUAUUCUGGCCCUCGGGUUGGUGGAAACCUUGCCCAAGCAACUCUCAUCACACUCUGCGGCCACCUAGCACCGCCGCUCACCGCGCCCUUUGCCUUUGGGGCUUUCACAGGCGUUCUAUCCCCAACGCUUGCUCCCGCUUCGCACUGGCUUGCCCUUCUACUCCUUGUGGGCUGCAUUGUUUGGCUCUUGGUCUCCCACUUCAAGGUCUUUGUCGGAUUUGGAGGCCGUGUAGGCUUCACUGCAUUCUGCUCGUGCUACCUGGUGCAAGCCACGGUUCUCAUGCCGGUCGGUGCCGUCGAGUACAGCGCAGUGAACCUUUUGGCUGACAUGCUGCUUGACGGUGCGAAAGUGGACUCCGUGCGCGUCGUGUAUGAGCAGCGUGUGUGGCAAGAGGAUUUGAUUUCAGUCUUUGCACCGGUAUUUGGAGCCGUGACUGCCAAUUUUCUGCGUAGCUCUGGUGCCAGCCUUGAGAACCCAAUCACUGGUGCAACAUCCGGCUCACUCAUAGCGUUCUUGGUGCUGUCUGUAAGUGAUUGGAGCUAUGCAUCCGUUGCAAUGAAUGGCUUUGCAGUUGGAUCUUUCGUUGGCAUGGCCUCGUUCGAGUACCUCCCAACAACGUUAAGCUUCGCCUUAAGUGGCCUUUUGGCUGGCGGAUUUAUUCUCCUCUUGGAGCCCUACUGCGAGGGCUGGAGCGGAAAGCAAGGGCUUUGCGCAUUUCUUGGCUUUUCGGCCUUCGUUGCUGCAAAGAGGUCGCUGGAUGAUGCUUCUUCCCCUGAGCUCUGCUCAUGGGAGAAGGACAAUAUCCAGGCGAUCGUUGAGAAGACGCAGAUGGAUGCAUGGGAUGAAGAGGACAAGUCCCUGUUCUAUGACAAGACCUUCCCCCACAGGCAGAUUCCGUCCAUCGAUGGUCCGGGAGCCACAGCUACCGGCUUGGCUCAGCCAAUGUGGGUUCCAGCACGACGGCUCCACCGCGGUCAGUGGCGUUUGUUUGAUGGCAUUGAGCGCCGGCUGCACAUGAGGUUGUAUUUCUGA
This is a messenger RNA of Symbiodinium sp. CCMP2592, 1311 nucleotides long. NCBI's taxonomy places the organism in Eukaryota, Dinophyceae, Suessiales, Symbiodiniaceae. The record is from the annotation of a GenBank genome assembly.